UUUUAUAUUGGUAAGAAUUUUUUUAAAUUCUCGGUUUUUCAGUUUCAAUAAACAAAAUAAAGAAAAAGCUCUUUUUUUGGGAUAAAGAGCACAAAUAAAACGAAAAAAAGAUAAUUAAAAGAAAAGAAAAAAUAAACCCACCCGCUCUCGUAAAAACUUCAAUAUUGUAUUUUAAUGUUAUUUAUGUCGUUAAGCUGUUUCAUGCCGUUAUUUUUCUAAAGUUGUUAAAAAAAUAUUUAUGUAAUAUCAGUUUAAAUCGAUGAGUUAAGUGGAUAAAUACGAAAAAAGAAUAUACAAAAUAUACAAUAAAAACAUUUAGGGAGAGUAAAAAUAAAAAUGUACACACUAAUUGUAUUAAAGUGAAUUUAAGUUUAAUAAUAAAAAAAAAAAUUCAAAGUCAACUGCUUCUGUUUUGAUUUUAAUUGAAAAGUAAACGGAGGUUGGCUAGCUGGCAAUUAAAUCUAUUAAAACUAUCAAUAAAUUUUUUUUAUAAUAUUUUUAUUUUUUUAAAAAAUUACGAUUAAAAAAAUAUUUUUGAGCCGGGUGAAUUUAAUUAAAUUUCACAUGUUCAAUUUAGGAUCAAUGAAAAUAUUCUUUAUAAAAUAUUAAAUAUAACAAAAAAUAAAAAAAAAGAUAAUGAAAAGAAAAAUGUUUCAAUUAAAAUCGAAAAGAUCGUUAAGCUAAUAAUAUAGUCGUAGCAAUGAGUGUAAUAUUAAUCGCAUACAAUUACGUCAGGUGAUUUCUAAAGGCAUUUUUCACGUUUAUUUUGUAUACAUUUUAAACCUUAUAAAAGAUUUCAUUUAAAAUAUGUCAAACUUGCAACUUUUAUCAAAUAGUAGUGAUCCAAAUUUUCAAAAAGAUAGAAAUUCAUCACCAUUACAAAGACGAAGAAAAUUUAGUUUUCCAGCUACUUUGCAUGCUACAACAUUAUUAGAUGUUGGAACAGCUAUAUCAGCUAGAAGACGUUUGAGUAAUGUUAGUGAUGCAGUUAGUAGAAAAUUAUCAUAUACAAUAGGAUGGAAACAAUCUCAAAUUUCUGUUCAAGAAAUUACAGCACAAGGUAAGUGCCUUUGUGGCCAGUACAUAAGACGACGUCUGAAAAGAUCUGGAUUAUAUAAUCGUAAAUUAGGUUUUCAAAGAAUUAGAAGUAUUAUUGGAACUGCAAUGGUUAAUCCAACAGUUAAAGAUAUUUUUCCAGCUGUAUCAAUCUUAGGUGAUGAAUUAGAAAGAUUACAUCCAAGAGUUUAUACAGGCGUAACCCGACAAAUAUCAAGAAGUGCUGAAAUUGAAUCACCUGAAGCAAUUACAAUAUUAUUAAGUACUGUAGCAAGAGAACUAUUUCGAAAUGAUAUAACAUGGGGUAAAGUUAUAUCUUUAUUUGCAAUUGCAGGUGGCUUAGCAGUUGACUGUGUUAGGCAAGGUCAUUCAGAUUAUUUGCCAUCUUUAGUACAAGGUGUGUCUGAUGUUAUUGAAGAUGAACUUGUGACAUGGAUAAAUGAUAAUGGCGGAUGGAAUGGUCUUAACACACACGUUUAUCCUGAAAAUAAUGAAUUUUCAACAUUUGAAUGGACAACUUUAACGUUUGGUUGUAUCGUAGCUUUAAUAAUUCUUGUUAUAAUUAUACGUUUUAUUUUCAAUGUUUAUUUAAUUCCUAAUUAUUAUAAUAAAAUAUGAUAAAAAACAA
Messenger RNA from Condylostylus longicornis, 1684 nucleotides. RefSeq names its product bcl-2-related ovarian killer protein (gene Buffy). NCBI's taxonomy places the organism in Eukaryota, Metazoa, Arthropoda, Insecta, Diptera, Dolichopodidae. Gene Ontology annotation, biological process: extrinsic apoptotic signaling pathway in absence of ligand; intrinsic apoptotic signaling pathway in response to DNA damage; regulation of apoptotic process. Gene Ontology annotation, molecular function: protein heterodimerization activity; protein homodimerization activity. The record is from RefSeq and is a predicted model, not a curated record. The coding region runs from base 808 to 1674 and encodes 288 amino acids. The transcript has 6 exons. Gene Ontology annotation, cellular component: mitochondrial outer membrane.